UUCUGGUUCUCUUUAGUUCCACCAGAAACUAGAGAGAGAAAAGAGAGGUUAUAGAAGUGACCCAUUUCACUUUCCUCUUCUUUGAGCUUAUAGAAGUGACUUAGAAUUUAAAAAGCCUGUGUCUUUAGGGUUUUCUGUUGGAACAACAAUGAUAAUGAUAUAUAUCUUCAAGAGCUUUUGAAAAUACAUAAAUGGUGGACUCCCCAGAAUCAAAUUAGGUAAGUUUCAAUUUUUAUCAUAUAUUAUAUGUCAACUGCUCUCUUAUUAUUGCUCAAUCAGUGACUUCCCUUUCAUUGAAAAUCAUGCAUACAAAAAUACAAUAGAAAAGUGACUUCACAACCAAUUGUUACUAACUUCUAGUGCAACUUUUUUUUUCUUCUCAAAUCUGAGAACAAAAGGUGUUGUCUUUAAAUGGUGUUUUGCAUCAAUGGAAGGAGUAAGUUCUGAUUUUAGCUUUGCUUAUGUGUCAAAAUGAGUUGGGGUUGUGUUUGAAUACAAAGAGUUUGGGGUUUUGUUACUACAUGGUUUAUGAGUGUACCUAUAUGAUCUGUGGUAUGUCAAACUACAAAGAGCAUAAGUGGUUUUUGGAGCACACCCAUAUGAAGAUGUCUUGGGUUCAGUAUCAAAUCUUGCAAAAAGAUGGCUAUUUGAGCUACCCUCCUUCUCCUCCUCUUCCUCCUUUGUCUUCAUCACCAUAUACUGGUACUUUUCAUAAAGAAUCUGCCCCUUCUUCAUCAAAUGGUACUAGGAUAAGUCCAGCAGUUCUUUUCAUUAUAGUAAUUCUGGCUGUACUGUUUUUUAUUUCUGGUUUACUCCACCUGCUUGUUAGAUUUCUCAUAAAGCACCCAUCUUCCUCAGCAUCUACUCAAUCUAAUAGAUACCCAGAAAUUUCUAGCUCCGAUGCUCUUCAGAGACAGCUACAACAACUCUUCCAUCUACAUGACUCUGGUCUAGAUCAAGCUUUUAUAGAUGCUCUUCCUGUUUUCCAGUAUAAAGAGAUAGUGGGUCUCAAAGAGCCAUUUGAUUGUGCUGUUUGUCUGUGUGAGUUUUCUGAAAAGGACAAGCUCAGAUUGCUUCCCAUGUGUAGCCAUGCUUUCCAUAUCAGUUGUAUAGACACUUGGCUCCUAUCAAAUUCAACAUGUCCUCUUUGUAGAGGGGCCCUCUAUACUCCUGGGUUUUCAAUUGAAAACCCAAUUUUUGAUUAUGAUGAUUUACGAGAAGAAGAUGGGUGUACUGGUUAUGGAGAAAAUCGGUUAACUUCUACUCAAAAAACAGUGGAAAUGGAAGAAAUUGUUGUUGAUAAGGGGGUUUUCCCAGUGAGGCUUGGAAAAUUCAGAAAGCUAAAUGUUGAGGCAGGGGAGGCUGGAGGAGAGACCAGUAGUAGUAAUUUAGAUGCAAGAAGAUGUUAUUCAAUGGGCUCAUAUCAGUAUGUGCUUGCCAAUUCAGACCUACGGGUAGCCUUGUGCCAUGAUCCACAAGGCGGUGAUAUUACACUGACAAAAGAGAGAGAAAAUAAUGGGAAUUCCUCAGUUGAUGGGGAUGUGGAAGGAAAAAAGAUUAGUAGUGUGACUAAAGGUGAGAGCUAUUCUGUGUCCAAGAUUUGGCUCUGGUCAAAGAAAGGCAAAUUUUCAAGUUCUUCAGAUGCCCAGAUGGAUAUACUGCCUUCCCUUAAAAUGGAAUUGCCAUGGAUGAGUAAAACACAAGGGGCAUGAGGUAUUUGCAUCAUCGUUUUCUUGCUAUUUAGUUCAUCCAUUGAUUAUAGCUUGUUUAUGCUCUUGCAAUUCUUACUGAAAUUUUUUUGCGAUGCUAAUUCACCAACUAUGAUGAAUGGUUGUGGCUUAUUAUAAUUGUAGGACUAUCUUUUGUAUUGAACCUGAAAAAUACAGCUUGUUCAAGGGCUUUUGCUUAUUUUAAGGAAUGACAAUAUACGAUCUUGUAGAUUACCCUAAAUGGGAUGAGGCUGUGCUUUUCUUGUAGGGAUAAACAUAUGAUUGCAUGUCUUAUAAUGGGAAUGUUGGUAUGAUUAUUCUUGUU
Quercus lobata is the source of this 2034-nucleotide messenger RNA. Its product is annotated as RING/U-box superfamily protein. The record is from RefSeq and is a predicted model, not a curated record. Lineage: Eukaryota; Viridiplantae; Streptophyta; Magnoliopsida; Fagales; Fagaceae. Gene Ontology annotation, molecular function: ubiquitin protein ligase binding. The transcript has a single exon. Bases 462 to 1712 code for a protein of 416 amino acids.